CCAAAGGAGGACUUACACUCCCCUGCGGGUACGGCGCUCACGCCUUUGGUGCGCAGUCGUAGAACUACAAGUCCGGGAGGCCCUUGUAGCAAUGCGGGCUCCACUGUAAGAGAAACUAUAUUUCCCAGAAGUCUCCGUUCCACAGCUGCGGAGCCUAUGGGCGUCGGCGUGGUUGGCGCGGGGGACGGCGUGAUCCGCGACUAGACAUGGCUCUCUGGGCCAGAUCCCCAAGUUGCCUGUUGGGUCCCGUCUGUAGGUCGACGGCGCCACUGGGUGUCAGGUGGCUCCAGCCCCAGGCCUGGCUGAGGCUCCCCGACGCCUGGGGACUCCCCGCCACACAGCCAAGCCGGGGCAAGGCGCGCGGGAACGAGUACCAGCCGAGUAACAUCAAACGCAAGCACAAGCACGGCUGGGUCAAGCGCUUGAGCACGCCGCCCGGCGUCCAGGUCAUCCUUCGCCGCAUGCUCAAGGGCCGCAAAUCGCUGAGCCAUUGAGCGCAACGCUGCCGGUGGGACCCACAUUAAAGCAUUUUUCUCGCCUCAGACCUCUCCUGCUGCUUUUUGUAGGGAGUUUGGACGACUGAGUGUUCCUCCAGUUGUGGGGUUGUUCCAGGGGCAGAAGUCUGUGGCCGGACUGGAAAGGGGUGUGGGAAGUCAGACCUUUGCGAAGUCCCAUUUUUACACUUUUGAAUCAGGAAGAAUUUCGAACUUAACGGCUACAGUUCAUGGACUAGUACAGUGAACCCCCGUGCACCCACCCAGCUCUGACUACCAAUUACUCACAAACUGUCCUGCCCCCUCCUGUGUUAUUUUCAAGCAAAUCUCAGGCAUCCAGUUAAUCUGUAAAUAUUUCAGAAUGCAUCUCUGCAAGAUAAGGGCCCUUUAAAACAUAACCACAAAACUUUCACACCUAAAAAAAGUCCAGUUUCUUAAUAUCAUUAAAUAUCUACUGAAUGUUUUAAUUUC
Messenger RNA from Rhinolophus ferrumequinum (greater horseshoe bat), 965 nucleotides. RefSeq names its product mitochondrial ribosomal protein L34 (gene MRPL34). The transcript is spliced from 2 exons. The record is from RefSeq and is a predicted model, not a curated record. Gene Ontology annotation, biological process: translation. NCBI's taxonomy places the organism in Eukaryota, Metazoa, Chordata, Mammalia, Chiroptera, Rhinolophidae. Gene Ontology annotation, molecular function: structural constituent of ribosome. Bases 207 to 494 code for a protein of 95 amino acids. Gene Ontology annotation, cellular component: ribosome; mitochondrial large ribosomal subunit.